UCUGUUGUCAUCCCAUCUAUUGUUGUCUCUCGGCCUCCCACUCGGGGCCAUUGUUAUUGCAAAGCUCACUUGCUCGCCGAUGCUCUUGGCUUCGUCGCCGUCGCAGCAGUCAUCAUCCCAAUUAUUUUCAAUGCAAUUUCACUCGCCAAAUAAUCCACUGACUGCGUCCGCGGUCUUGCAGUGAAAAAAAAGAAAACGUUUCGCCGGUUGUCAUCGUGUUGUAAUUAGCAGUUCUGCGAGAGAAUUGAAUUGAAAAUCGGAAAAGCUUGACUAGUUGUUGAGAAAUCUGCGUAAAUUGUUUUUGCGUAAAACUCAGUUGUAUCCUUGAAGUCCUGCCUGGCGUGACAUUGUUUUGACUCGAGUGCGUUUGCCUGUGAGCGGCUGUGCCUGUGUAAGGUAACUAACUGCCUUGAAUUAUCACCUGGUCGGUGGUGCUUUGCGGCUAGUGAACUCAGUAUAUUUCGCACCGAGGGGUUGCUGAUUUUGAUAGCUUCACCCCGAGCACGGUGUGUGCGGUCUCUGUGGUUACAGUGCAUUCACGUCUACGUUGUUGGUGGGUCUGUUCACGACGCUCGUAGCUGACUGUCCUCCGGUAAAUGCAAACUAUUCACGUUGCACUAUUGUCUGCUGGGGUUUUAUGCACUUUGCCGAAAGACCUUGCUGGCGUAUCUAAAACGUGGCAAUUUUUCGUCGGCGCUGUCGGAGUUCGUGGAGCAGCAAAAAUCGCAAUUGGCAGUAGUGUCUUCUCGUUGCCGGUCUUGGUGUCGGUGCCAGUCUCGAUUCUUGCUCUUCUUGGAGCCCCCUCGCAGUAGUGGAGUCGCGCGUAUUCUGCUGUGUAGUGGAGUCUUCGACGUCUUGAGUUGCCGCAGUUUCCCCGUGGACACCAUCCGCUCUAUAACGUCUCGGUUACCGCUUCGUCUUGACCGUCUUGUGUGUGCAUUUCUUCAAGACACUCCAUCCGGUCGUUGCGGGGCUUUCGGGCAUUCCGCCGCUUUUUCAAUUGGGAUAGUCACCGACUGGCACUUGCCGAUUCGCCGCCUAUCGUCGCCACCGCCGUUAGUGUAUUUUCCAUCGUUGAACUGCCACAUCUGCAGUCGCUCCAUCCUAAACGAUAUUGCGUUCAAUCCGUCUCCGAAUCGUAGCGAUUUCCGUGUGCAUUGUAUUGUCGUCCGGUCUGACCUCAUGUCAGCAGUACAAAACUCCUGUGAACGGUCUUAGUAUUGAACGAAUUUUGUGCUGUGCAGCCCUCAUCCAUUUACUACCAAUUAAAGACGUCCCCUGUUCUGUGCGUCUCGCCAUCCCUCUGAUAGUUUCCGGUGCGAAGUGGUGCACAGAUUACUCAUCGUUAAUCCGUUUGUCCAGUCGGACCCGUCCCGUGAAUUCUUAAACGCAUUCCAUCGUUCACGAAUUGCCGAGUCUGAAACGCUUCAACCCACAGGGUGACCUCAUGACCAGUGCUAGUGCAUUUCCGGUUGGGAUUAGUGCGUGACAUAUCCGCUGUUUCCUCGUCGCGUGAAGUGAGUGUCUCCGUUUGUUGCGAGUGUUUUAUUCAAGCUGUGACCAUUGAAAUCGUUGAAUAGGUUGUGCCGGAUCAUAGUGCCAGCAUCCCUCGAAACCCGCACAUCAAGGCAGCGCAGUGAAAGAGCGAAUUCUGUGAAGAUAUAUCAGCACUUGUGCGGAACUGGGAUUAAAUUAACCACCCAACGCUAAUAGGGGGAGCAGAAGUUGCGUCAGCUCCCGGUUAACGCCACUCAUCUUCAGUUCAUUAUCAGCGCGGCAGCCGCCCCCCGCCCGUCUUGCAGGCUAUCUCGUCGUCGCGACGCCACUCCGCCCCAUUUCUUGUGCGCUAAGGCAGCACAACAGCAGCGCCCCGUACUGCAUAUCCGGGAGCUCCGCCCCCAGCCCCGGUAUCAUUAAAAGGGGCCCAAAGGCCAGCUAUGACUAGUCCAGCUGGUGGUUUAGCUGCUCCCUACAGAGGUGCCACGUGGACGCCACAAGGUUAUGCACCAGCCGCUGCAGCGGCUGCUCAACAAGCAUACAGAUAUACAGCCCCGUUGCCGCAACAGGCCUAUGCUCCAUACACACCACAUACGCCAGCAACGUACGGACAAAGAGUCCCAACAGCAGCAUCACCUAGUAAUACAAAUUCAAGUAGCUCAUCAAAUACUGGUUCCCAGAGCGGAACAUUAAGUACUAGUCUGAGUAAUACCAAUACGAAUACAACAAUGGGUCCUAACGGUACACCACAAGCCCAAGAGCAAUUGUCGAAAACAAAUUUAUAUAUUAGAGGUUUACAGCAAGGCACAACCGAUAAGGAUUUAGUUAAUAUGUGUGCACAGUAUGGAAAUAUAAUCUCAACAAAGGCUAUUUUAGAUAAAACAACAAACAAAUGUAAAGGUUAUGGUUUUGUAGAUUUCGAGUCACCGCAAUGUGCCGAAGGAGCUGUGAAGGGGCUCCAGGCGAAGGGCAUUCAGGCACAGAUGGCCAAAGUGGGUAUCUGGAUGCUACAUAGGCCGGCCAUUCAGCAACAAGAACAGGAUCCAACAAAUUUGUACAUUGCAAAUUUGCCGCCAACAUUUAAAGAAACUGAUUUAGAAACUUUACUAGCAAAGUAUGGACAAGUAGUAUCGACGAGAAUUCUUCGUGAUCAGCAAGGACAGUCUAAAGGAGUUGGUUUUGCUCGUAUGGAGAAUCGAGAAAAAUGCGAACAUAUUAUACAAGUUUUUAACGGUCAUCAGAUACAAGGUGCCAAAGAUCCAUUACUCGUGAAAUUUGCUGAUGGCGGACCGAAAAAGAAGAAUCCAUUUAAGAGUCCCGAUCCAAAUGCACGUGCGUGGCGUGAUGAAACACUUCCAGUUGCAUAUGAUCAUACAUUGCAACAGAAUGGUGUAAGUGUAAAUGUUGGUACACCAAUUAGUGUACCAUAUCCACGUUUUGGUGCUCCACAAGUCAGUGGCUAUCCAAUGCCACCAUCACAAUGGAUACCAAGCUAUAUGAUGACCCAACCAAUUGCUCAGGUAGAAGAUCAAUAUAUGCAAAUGGCAGCACCUCCGCUAAGCGUAGCAUCAACUUACAAACCAGACGGAGUGCAGCCUCGCAGUAUAUCGAUGGUAAUGAGCGGAGAAACUGUGCCAUAUGGGGCGAUGGUGCCUCAGCUAGCUACACUCCAAAUUGGAAACUCGCAGUAUAUUAGUCCAUCUUACCCGUACUAUCAUACGCCAACGAUAAUUCCAACUAUGCCAAUUGCUGAUUCAGAACAAGCGAGUACAGCUGCAUCACCGGAUGAGGCUUACACACAAUAUCAACAUCCUAAAUAGGUCAACGAAAGAUUUGAUCACCAUAUACCUCAUUUAUUACAUCCGAUCAAGGUGAUUGUAUAACCGAAUUGCUUUUCUUCUUCGACGUACCAGCAAACUACUAUGAUUUCAAAACUACCAAGCCAGACUUUAUAGAAGAAACCGCAUUGACAACAGCAGGAUGACUACAUUAAUUUUUCAACAAUUUUUGACCGAUUUGAAAAUUACACUGAGAGACGUAUUCGAGAACUGGAACUAAGGAUCAAGCAUAAGAACAGAAAGAAUAUCGCCAUCAACCACUACUUUCGACGGUUUUUUUUUGUUUUUACUUUUUAUUAGAAGAAGAAGAAGAAUAUAGGUCUGGUAGACGAAAAAUAAGAAACCGCGGCAACCGAUAAUAUAUAAAAAGACAAGAAAACUGAUUCUAGGUUCUACUAACGUUUUUGAUUUAAUUAUGUUGAAAAACUGAAGCGAUUUUGUUGGAAAUCCGUGUUGGAUUGUUACCUUUGUUUCUAAUUGAGGAUUGUCGUAGUGUCCUUUUUUUGAAUAUCGAAAAAGGAAGGAAAUAAUUUUUUGUUCAUUGAUUUUAAAUAGAAUCCGGAGAAAAUGCAGGAAAAACCAAACAAGGGCGUCUUUAAAUUAAUUUUUGAAAACAAAUCUAGCGUUCUCUCACUACGGAAAACAUCAUUCCUGCAGGAGAAGUAGUUUUUUGGCUUUUUUGAUUUUUGCAAGUUUUUUGUAUUUCAAAAAACGAUAUUCGUUUUGCAAAUGAUUGUAUAUUUGUUUUCGUGCUUUUACGACAUGCUUUUGCAUGUGUUUUCUUGAAGAAGAAAUGUAUGUGUAUUUUUUGAGAAAAUCCUGUUAAUGGUAUUUGUAGUUUUAUACUAAAACGACUAUCGUUUUUUGAAAACUUCUCGGCAUGAAAUCGGUGCACAGUGUGCACAUGUAACAUGUAAAAUUAUAAAUAUAUUCGUCAGCGCUAAACAAAUUCUGCGGCAUUAGAUCCGUUAUUUUUGAAGCGUCUUUUCAGAAUUGUACGAAAUAGCGAAUAAAAAAAAUAAAAAUUCAAUUCAAGUGUUGGGAGCAAGACAGUCCAGCGCGAAAUUGAGAAACAAAAACGUUAAUUUUUACAAGUGAUCAAAAAAGAGAUGAAUAUAUUGUAAUGUGGAAAAUGUGAGUUAUAAUCCCUUUUCAUUGAUCCAUUAUCAAUUUUAUGUUAACAAUCCCUUGAACCGUAGGCUCUUCAAGAUAGAUUUGAACGGAUGAAGAAGAAAUCAAAAGCAAUGUUUGAAAAGUGAAGAUUAAUAAAGGAAGGCUCAGAAAGUAGAUUUGAAUUUAGAUGGGAAUCGCUUCAGUCGAUACGGAACCAAAGCGAGCUCGUGUCCUUCUUGACAGAGCUGGUACCGUAUUGAUUGAAGUGAUUCCAAAACGAUUUCUUGAGGUUACGAAAA
This is a messenger RNA of Hermetia illucens (black soldier fly), 4747 nucleotides long. RefSeq names its product protein alan shepard (gene shep). The coding region runs from base 1938 to 3317 and encodes 459 amino acids. Gene Ontology annotation, molecular function: poly(U) RNA binding; mRNA 3'-UTR binding; poly(A) binding. The record is from RefSeq and is a predicted model, not a curated record. NCBI's taxonomy places the organism in Eukaryota, Metazoa, Arthropoda, Insecta, Diptera, Stratiomyidae. Gene Ontology annotation, cellular component: ribonucleoprotein complex; cytosol; nucleus. The transcript is spliced from 10 exons.